AUGGCUGAAGACCAUCACACACUCUCAUUGUCAAUAAGCGCUCCCUCCAUUGAUUAUCAGACCAACAAGGUGUCCUGGCCUGUCUUCAUGUGGUACUAUGAUGGGGACUCAGAGAUGUCUUCAGUUGAAGUAGAAGAUGUUUUUGGUGUGAAGCUUUCUAAAUGGGAGAAAUUGUGGGUGCCAGAUGUGUCUAAAACGGUGCUUACAACUGUACCUGAGUUGAACACCAACUAUGGAUUCGACCCAGCCUGUGGUGGUGCGGAUGUCUGCGAGUAUUUUGGGUGGCCAUUUGUGGAGAUCCUUAACAUCUCCACGGGAGAUUGGAUGCCACUCCAUGACAAUGCAUCCGAGUCGACAUCAGUCAUAUUGGACAAUGGGCAUCGUACAUUGAGCCAGAAGACCACCUCUCCAUCUGGUAAUGCACUAGAGGGAGGGCAUAUUGAUGAAGCAUCGACCGAGACAGAGAUUGCUUAUGAUUCUGCUGUCCUUCAUUGUUCCAACAUUCAGACCUACAUGUAG
Messenger RNA from Desarmillaria tabescens, 519 nucleotides. RefSeq lists its product as uncharacterized. Lineage: Eukaryota; Fungi; Basidiomycota; Agaricomycetes; Agaricales; Physalacriaceae. The transcript is spliced from 3 exons. Bases 1 to 519 code for a protein of 172 amino acids. The record is from RefSeq and is a predicted model, not a curated record.